AUGCAACCCAUCCUACCAAUAUUCCGACAAUCCCUCCUCCGUUCUUCCAUAAAUCUCUCACGGUCGUCCACAACCACAAACGCUGCCACCGCCACCAAAACAUCCGCUCCAAAAUUUAUAACUACAUCCACUACUACUACGAGAACUGCACGCGCAUCCACAAGUCCAAUUCCAUUCCUCCCACCAGGCGCCAGAAAGCAACAUCAAUGGUUUGUCAGUGUGCGCCAUCGUAAUAAUAAUUACAAUGUGUAUGCGACUGCGUCAGUAUGCUUACGCUGUCAAUUCCGCAGACGGUAUUCCUCUGUGCAGGGGGGAGGGAAGGGAGUAGAAGGGGACAAGAAAGAUUCCAUGCCACUAAAGAGCGAUGGGAAGGGCAAUUUAGAGGGGCCGAACGCGGGGGAAAUGCAGGGUGUUUUCACAAAAAGGGCUUCAGAGAGUGAGCUGGAUUUGUUAGGUAGGGAGAAAAGGUGCUUGGACAGCUAUUCAAAAACACAGCAGCAGGGACAACGACAGCAAGAACAAGACCAAAAGAAUGUGAAGGAGGGGAAUGGGAAUGGAAACGAUCGGGGCUUGCCGUCGCAGAUUGAAAAGCGUAGAUCGGACCUCUCCAAGCAAUUUACUCGUUUGAUGGAUAAUAUGCAGUCGAACAUUUUCAUUGUGGGACAGAGGCUUAAUGAUCUCACGGGCUAUUCCGGCAUUGAGAAGUUGAAGCAAGAUAUAUUAGCCCAGGAACAACGAGUCCGCGAAACCCGCACCUGCGUCCAAGAAGCCAAAGAGGCUACUCCGCAGCCAUCAACCGCCGCUCCGCCUCACAACGCGAAGUUAAUGAGCUCCUACAGCGCAAACACGCCUGGAGCCCCACAGAUCUCGAGCGCUUUACCUCCCUCUACCGCUCCGACCACGGCGAACGAGCGUGCGGAAACAAACGCGCCGGAGGCACUGGUGGUAGCUGUCGAGCCGUGGCGCGGACACAGGUUGGUGAAGGGAUUUGAGGAAAAGGUUAUGGAGGCGUUGGAGAGGGAGAAUGGAAUGAAAGAGGGAGUGGGUGCUGUGGAAGGUGCCACCCUUCGUGAUGGUGCCACUACCGUUCCUACUACAGCAGCUACGCCAUCACUCAUCGCAGAACCAGUUACUCCAUUCUCCAAUAUCUCAGACGAGACUCCAGCAGGACCAUCAGAUGCCGCCAUGUUUACUGAACAAGACGUUCCCGAUCCAGCCAUCGUAUCUGCUACCGCACCCACCCUCACCCCGUCACAGCCGAACAAACAAUCACAAUCGUCGACAUCCGCGCUUCUUCUACCACCAGACGCUACUCUGUCUCCAGAUUCCUGGCGCCAGACGAUCCAUGACCUCUUCGGUGAACGACGCAUUACGCUUUCCCAGCGCGAGCUGACGACGGUAGCGCUCGAGAGUGCAGCGGCUGGUGCGGCCGUGAUGGGCGUUUUGAUUGCCCUGUUUAGACCACGAUGA
Messenger RNA from Histoplasma capsulatum G186AR, 1470 nucleotides. RefSeq lists its product as uncharacterized. Gene Ontology annotation, cellular component: mitochondrial inner membrane. Lineage: Eukaryota; Fungi; Ascomycota; Eurotiomycetes; Onygenales; Ajellomycetaceae. The transcript is spliced from 3 exons. The record is from RefSeq and is a predicted model, not a curated record. Bases 1 to 1470 code for a protein of 489 amino acids. Gene Ontology annotation, biological process: inner mitochondrial membrane organization.